Dacryopinax primogenitus is the source of this 1131-nucleotide messenger RNA. Its product is annotated as Six-hairpin glycosidase. The transcript has 3 exons. NCBI's taxonomy places the organism in Eukaryota, Fungi, Basidiomycota, Dacrymycetes, Dacrymycetales, Dacrymycetaceae. Gene Ontology annotation, biological process: carbohydrate metabolic process. The record is from RefSeq and is a predicted model, not a curated record. Bases 1 to 1131 code for a protein of 376 amino acids.
AUGAUUCGCAGCGCGAUGCUAGGCUCCAUCCGCACCAGUUGGGAGCAGGGCACCGCUUCCCAUGGUCUGAUGGAAUUUGACAGUCCGCAAUUCAGCGUGUUUGGAGGAACCUCAUUCCCUCCAGGUCCAACCCCUUUCACCUUCGACCUGUCCGCGUUCCCCGUGUCAACCAUUCAGCUUGCCGUCUCUGCCGUGACGCGUCAAAGCGCGGAUGGACGUCUGUCCCAAGUGAUCGGCGAUGGGCUAGAUGGUGCCGCACUAGAUGGUGCCUCUGCCGGGAGUGCAGUUCUCCUUGGUUCCCUCGUCGACCAGAACCGUCAUACCUACUUCCUGAAUGCCGCGAACGCCCAGCUCAACUACGUCCUCAAUGUCGCACCCCGCAUGCCGAAUGGGGCGAUCUCCCACCGGGCGGCGUCUCGCGAGUACUGGGCCGACGGCGUGUACAUGGGCUUCCCGUUCAUCGCCUACUACGGAGCUGUGACGAAGAACCAGACGCUGCUGCAGACGGCGUACGAACAGUGCAUGCUAUACCGCGAGGCGCUGUUCGAGCCAAACUACGGGAUGUGGGGACAUAUCUACUCGGCAGAUACGAAUUCCUGGUCGGACGAAGGCAUCUGGGCAUCGGGCAACGGCUGGGCGGCGCUUGGGAUGCUCCUUGUCGCGAGAACCAUCGAGACGUCUGCUUUUGGCUCCCAGAUGACCAACCAGACCACGGACCUCCAGAACUGGAUCAAGGAGAUCUUAAUUGGCGCUUUCAAUAAUGCCAACUCGGACGAUCUCCUCCCGGACUACUUUUUUAACACCGGCGUUUCCUUCUCCGACGCCUCCGCUUCAGGGGCAAUCGCGGCCGCAGCAUACCGGGCCAUGACCCUCUGGCCCUCCGUUUUCCCCUCCCACACCUUCCUCAAUCCUGCAGAGAAGAUCUUCAACACUAUCGUGCCCGGUGUCGACGAGCUGGGACUUGUAAACCCUGUUGUGGACCCUCUGAAUUGGAGUUCAAUAGGCACGGUCAGCACAGAGGCGCAGGCUUUUGCGUUGAUGAUGAGUGCCGCGAAGAGGGCGUAUGAUUCCAAGGCAGGUUUAGCUGAUGUUGUCAAGAGGAACAGACGUAUGCAUAAGUUCAGAGCGUGA